Messenger RNA from Branchiostoma floridae (Florida lancelet), 1437 nucleotides. RefSeq names its product glycine-rich cell wall structural protein-like. The record is from RefSeq and is a predicted model, not a curated record. Bases 1 to 1437 code for a protein of 478 amino acids. Lineage: Eukaryota; Metazoa; Chordata; Leptocardii; Amphioxiformes; Branchiostomatidae. The transcript has 3 exons.
AUGUCGGAUAGUUUGGACUUUUCAUGGAACGACCGUGGCUUCCUUACCACUCAGGUGCAACCUACAGGAAACCUAUGGGAUGCCGUCCUCUCUCCUCCGAAUAAUCCUGAUCAAACCUUGCCGAUAACGGGAGAACCUUCGUCAUCCGGCGGCGUUUGGUUAACUGGAUCGCCGCCUGCAACGGUGGACUCCCCGCCGAACGUCCACGACCCGCCAGCAGAGCAGUCCCCGGUAUCAAGAAGUGACCUGUUGUCCUUUGCGGGCACAGCAUCUCCCCAUCAGCCUGCGGGAACAGUGAGCAUGUUUUCCGAGGGCCUGGCGACUUCUGGUCCUGGAGAGGCGGACGAGGUGGCCGUCGGGACGGACGGAGAUGGGAGCCGAGGAAACUCGGGACUAGGGGCCGGUGGGGGCCGAGCCGACGAUAUCGAUGGUGGCUCCUUGUGUUCCCCCUGGAACUACAACAACCUGCUGCAAGAUGAGCUGUUCCCGUCGAUAGGUGACCUGUUGUCCUUGGCGGGCACAGCAUCGCCCCAUCAGGCUGCAGGGACAGUGAUCAAGUUUUCCGAGGGCCUGGCGAUUUCUGGUCCGGGAGAGGGGGACGAGGUGGCCGUCGGGACGGACGGAGAUGGAAGCCGAGGAAACCCGGGACUAGGGGCCGGUGGGGGCCGAGGAAACUACGGGGAGGUACUAGGGGACGGAGGCCGAGGAAUCUACUGGGAGACACGCGGGGGUGGGGGCCGCGGAAACUUCAGGCAGGCACUCCGGGAUGGGGGCCGAGGAUACAACGGGGAGACACUCGGGGGUUGGGGCCGAGGAAACUACGGGCAGGCACGCGGGGGUGGGGGUCGCGGAAACUACGGGCAGGCACGCGGGGGUGGGGGCCGAGGAAACUACGGGCAGGCACGCGGGGGUGGGGGCCGAGGAAACUACGGGCAGGCACGCGGGGGUGGGGGCCGAGGAAACUACGGGCAGGCACUCGGGGGUGGGGGCCGAGGAAACUACGGGGAGACACGCGGGGGUGGGGGCCGAGGAAACUACGGGCAGGCACUCUGGGGUGGGGGCCGAGGAAACUACGGGGAGACACUCUGGGGGUGGGGGGGGGGAGGAAACUACGGGCAGGCACUGGGGGGUGGGGGCCGAGGAAACUACGGGGAGACACGCGGGGGUGGGGGCCGAGGAAACUACGGGCAGGCACUCGGGGGUGGGAGCCGCGAAAACUACCUGGAGGCACCCGGGGGUGGGAGCCGAGGAAACUACGGGCAGGCACUCGGGGGUGGGGGCCGAGGAAACUACGGGGAGGCACUCGGGGGUGGGGGCCGAGGAAACUACGGGCAGGCACGCGGGGGUGGGGGCCGAGGAAACUACGGGGAGACACGCGGGGGUGGGGGCCGAGGAAACUACGGGCAGGCACUCGGGGGUGGGGGCCGAGGAAACUAA